This is a messenger RNA of Toxorhynchites rutilus septentrionalis, 1954 nucleotides long. RefSeq lists its product as uncharacterized. The record is from RefSeq and is a predicted model, not a curated record. NCBI's taxonomy places the organism in Eukaryota, Metazoa, Arthropoda, Insecta, Diptera, Culicidae. The coding region runs from base 115 to 1911 and encodes 598 amino acids. The transcript has 3 exons.
GCUUUGUUUACAUACAUGAUGCGGUAUUGAAAAUUGUUUUUUGUCUUCACGUUAUUCAUGCCGACAGUUGUGCAACAUCUCACUGUUAAUAUUUUUCUCUUGAAAUAGUAAAAUAUGUUUAAAAUACUAAAGUCGGUGGUUCAUUUGGGAAGCAAACCAGUGAAUCGAUGCAGCGCACAUCCGCCGGCGUUGCCGGUGUUUUACAGCACUUUCGUGCCGCAGGAAUUUCAAUUCGAAUCAUCGGACGGUGAGAGUGGCACGCUGAUUCACCGCUUUUCGCGACACAUCGCCCUCACGAAGCGUGAUUUCAGCGAUCCGACCAAAUACAACUUUAAAUACUCCUCGUUCUAUCCGGUGUACAAUCCAGAUGAAUUCCUCAGGCAGCUGGCCGAUAUUUCCAGCCACGAUAUUGGCAAGUUGAUAAGCUUUACCAGUGAUUUCCGGGGGAAAUCCGAUCCCCGCCUGUUCACCGAUGUUGUGAACGCGCUGGACGAAGAAUGCGAAUCCCGAGUGGAGCAAGCUAGCUUCAAGGAGUUGGUGGGGAUGUUGCAUGGUUUUAUGUACCUGAUACCGAACAAGAUUAGUAAGCUGAAGACAUACCGAAAGGCAAUGCCCCGACUCGUGACGUUAUUCCAAAGCAACAGCAAUGAGAAAGAUUUCACGACCGUCCUAUUCUUUCUGGGUUUGUGGAAGCAGAAUGCAGAAGGAAGUAAAUUGUUGGAUCAGUUUUUACAAACUCAUUUGGAUCAGUUUUUGGACGAGAAAAUGGAACUGAUGGAUUUUGUUCUGUUGGCAAAUGCUAGCUAUAAAACAAGCGUCAGGAUAAGAUCCGAACUAUUCUUUGACCGGUUGAUAGGAUCAAUUUGUAGCUUUGAAGAAAGUGAUUCAGCCUUGUUUGUCACAUUGAUAAAAUGUGCCCGAAUGAAUCGAAUUUGGUCCGAAGAGAUCAUGGAAAAAAUACGAGAUAUGGUACAAAACCAUGGGAAAGGUUUCGAUUUCCGUGGGUUGUCGCAUCUUUUUGCAUACAUCGCUGAUAACCUCGUGAAGGACGAUGCUUUGAACCGCUUGUUUUUGGCCGAAUGCUCCAAACACAUCGAAAGGGAAAUCAAAAAAGAGACAACCGGAUCGAUACCACAACACUUCCGCGCCAAAGAUUUGUCAACGUUCCUUUGGAGUUGUUCAACCCUCUCUAUUCCACUGGAGGACUUAGAUUUCGAUCUAAACGUUUUGAUGGAUGAAAUCUUUCGCAAAAUCGACAACAACGAAUAUCGUUUUAACCCGGACAUUCUGGUAGACACUUGCCUCUCGCUGUGGAUCAUGAAUCACAUUUCGGUGGAUUUGUUGGCGAGUAUUUUCGGCAAUCGGCAGUUUACAGCAUAUUUCCGAAAGGAUCGCGUGAAGGUAGCGUCCAGACGGGAUUUGCUGCUAGCAUGUGCGGAGAUCGAGAGACCAGAGGCUUUCAAAUUAAUUUCCCGCUUGGAGCGACCCAAUGCAUUCCAGCUGUCAAGGCAGGCCCCCGACUAUCUCGUAAAGAAUCGUUUCGAACUGCAGCGCGUGAAAAGCGGCGUAGAAAACAUCAAGGAAAGAUUGCAGAUAAACAAUGUGGCGUACAAUGCUCCGAUUAAGUAUCUGAAUAUAGCCGGUUUGUUGCUGAAAGCGCACGAUGGUAAAAUGAUCAAUAUUGAUGUUCUGCACGAGGGAUUCCAUCUGUCAGAUGGACAAACACCAACGGGUCUGAUGGGAUUGAAAACAAGGUUGCUGAACAAGAUGAAUGUCGAAACAAUCAUGUUAAUCCCUAAGCAAAUGCAAUCCGACGAACAGCUGGUUCAAGCAGUGGAAGAAGCAAUCCUAAGUGUGACGCAAAGCGGGAUUACUAAACAAACCCCGGGAGAAAUGGUUAGGUCGAACUAAGCUUUAUUCAUAAAUUAUAUCUUGAAGCAGUAAAAUUGAUGAU